AUGGAUAGAAUAUUCAAUACAAGUAGAGUCGAAAAUGAGUUGGAUUACGAUGAAAACGAUGACUCUCAGUCAAAUUCAGAUGGUUCUUUGCAGAGCUGGAUAAGCUGGUUCUGCUCGCUGUCAGGGCACGAGUUUUACUUGGAAGUACCAGAGGAUUUCAUCGAGGACGAGUUCAACUUGACCGGCCUUUCAGCAAUUGUGCCGUAUUACAACGAAGCAUUGGAGAUGAUUUUAGAUAUCGAGCCUGAAGAUAUUUCGGACGAAGACGAGGAGGAUGGACAAGAAAAAGAGGAGCAAUUCAAGCAGGAAGAGGAGGAAGAAGAGGAUGAUGGAUUUUGGAAGGAAGCACCUCGUCAGCCACGUCACUCUGGAUGGGUGGAUCCAAAUGUAGUGGAGCCCUAUGCAGCCAUGUUGUAUGGGCUGAUUCAUCAACGGUUUCUAGUUACUCGUAAUGGUUUACGAGUGAUGGCAGAGAGAUUCUCGAACGAACAGUUUGGUGUUUGCCCUCGUUAUUAUUGCUACAGAUGUCCUGUAAUUCCGUGCGGCAGAUACGAUGAAGUGGCUCGAGAGAGUGUUCGAUUAUACUGUCCAUCGUGCAUGGACCUGUAUUGUCCGCCCAAUCCCAUAUUCCAAAACAUUGACGGCUCGCAUUUUGGAACGACAUUUGCGCAUUUGAUGUUUGAGACUUACUCUGAACUGAUUCCCAAACCCAAACCCCAUAUAUAUCAGCCACGCAUUUUUGGAUUUAGAGUGAAUGAGAGAUCUCGUGCUGGACCUCGGAUGAAAUGGUUGAGAAUGCGGCCUCAGGAAUACACGGAUGCGGAUGAUGCCAGCAUGUUGGAAGAUGAAGAACAGCAGCAGGAGGUUGAUAAGCCGGCGGUUCCAUUGCAGGCGGUGGAUGAAAAGAUCGAAGAAGGAACAGCAUUGACAGAUCAAGUAGAAGGAUGGAAGGUCAAAGAUUCGAGUUUCAACAGUCUAUUUCGAAGGUUUUUCUAA
Molecule: messenger RNA, 996 nt
Organism: Mucor velutinosus
Lineage: Eukaryota; Fungi; Mucoromycota; Mucoromycetes; Mucorales; Mucoraceae
Product: coatomer subunit delta
Exons: 4
Coding region: 1-996 (331 amino acids)
Biological process (GO): regulation of transcription by RNA polymerase III
Cellular component (GO): UTP-C complex; cytoplasm; protein kinase CK2 complex
Molecular function (GO): protein kinase regulator activity
Source: RefSeq, a predicted model, not a curated record